GGGGGAGGGAGUCCGGAGCUCUGGCCCACGUGACCCGCCGGGGGCGGGCGCCGGGGGCGCGCACCGGCCUCCCACGGUGCCCCUGCUGGGCUCGGCGUCGCCGCGGGGACCCGCCCGGGGGAAGCGCUGCGGCCCCGGGGCUGCGGCCGGAGUCGCUCAUCCCUGCAGCGGCGUCGCGAUCCCUGGAGCCGCCGGCCGGAGGGAGAAAUGUUGCUGAAGUGCUGCUGAAGGGGCCACAGAUGCCAGGAUUUGGGACACAUUUGAACCUUUAAGCUGUCUGACAUUGACCUCCUUUCAUUAUUAAUGAGGAACAAGCAGGAGCUUAGGAUGUAUUAACACCAACUCAUUAACGUACUAACCGGACAGUGUUCUGCAAACUCCUGCGCUGGAAAGGACUGCACUGGCACAGGAGACAAUAAUUUCGAACUUUCCCAGCUUAUAAUAUGACUCGAUGGAGGGCAAUUUGAUAAGCAUGAGGGAAGACCAUUCUUUUCAUGUUCGCUACAGAAUGGAAGCUUCUUGCCUUGAGCUAGCCUUGGAAGGAGAGCGUCUGUGUAAAUCAGGGGACUGCCGCGCUGGCGUGUCAUUUUUUGAAGCUGCAGUUCAAGUUGGAACUGAAGACCUCAAAACACUCAGUGCUAUUUACAGCCAGCUGGGCAAUGCUUACUUCUACCUGCAUGACUAUGCCAAAGCGUUAGAAUACCACCACCAUGACCUAACUCUUGCAAGGACUAUUGGAGACCAGCUGGGAGAGGCUAAAGCCAGCGGCAAUCUUGGAAACACCUUAAAAGUGCUUGGGAAUUUUGAUGAAGCAAUAGUGUGUUGCCAGCGACACCUGGACAUCUCCAGAGAACUUCAUGACAAGGUGGGAGAAGCCAGAGCACUCUACAAUCUUGGAAAUGUCUAUCACGCCAAAGGGAAAAGCUUUGGUUGCCCUGGUCCCCAGGAUGUGGGCGAGUUUCCAGAAGAAGUGAGGAGUGCCCUACAAGCAGCGGUGGAUCUCUACGAGGAAAACCUGUCGUUAGUAACUGCCCUGGGUGACCGAGCAGCGCAAGGACGCGCCUUUGGGAACCUUGGCAACACGCACUACCUCCUGGGCAACUUCAGGGAUGCGGUCAUAGCUCACGAGCAGCGCCUCCUGAUUGCGAAAGAGUUUGGAGAUAAAGCGGCUGAAAGGAGGGCGUACAGCAACCUUGGAAACGCGUACAUAUUCCUGGGCGAAUUUGAAACCGCUUCCGAAUACUACAAGAAGACGCUGCUGCUGGCUCGACAGCUUAAAGACAGAGCUGUGGAAGCUCAGUCCUGCUACAGCCUUGGGAACACGUACACUCUGCUUCAGGACUAUGAGAAGGCCAUCGACUACCACCUCAAGCACUUAGCAAUCGCCCAGGAGCUCAAGGAUCGAAUUGGUGAAGGAAGAGCAUGUUGGAGUUUAGGAAACGCAUACACAGCUCUAGGAAAUCAUGAUCAAGCAAUGCAUUUUGCUGAAAAGCACUUGGAAAUUUCAAGAGAGGUUGGGGACAAAAGUGGCGAGCUGACAGCACGGCUGAACCUCUCAGACCUGCAGAUGGUUCUGGGUCUGAGUUACAGCACAAAUAACUCCCUGAUGUCUGAAAACAUUGAAAUUGACAGCAGCCUACACAGUACACGCUCCAAGCUGGGACGAAGACACAGUAUGGAAAAUAUGGAACUUAUGAAGCUAACACCAGAAAAGGUACCAAAUUGGAACAGUGAAAUUCUCGCGAAACAGAAACCUCUCAUUGCCAAACCUUCUGCAAAGCUGCUGUUUGUUAACAGACUGAAGGGGAAGAAGUACAAAGGCAGCACUGCCACUAAGGUUCUUCAUGAUGCCAGCAACUCCAUCGACCACCGCGUUCCCAGCUCUCAGAAGAAAACCAGUGCAGACACUACUGGAGAUGAAGGAUUCUUUGACUUACUAAGACGAUUUCAAAGCAAUAGGAUGGAUGACCAGAGGUGCUACUUGCAAGAAAACUGCCGCACGGCAUCCACAGCGGCUUCUGCUACCCCCAAGAUGAAGAAAGCACCAUCGGUUUCUGUGGUAUCCCCCAACACAGAUGAGUUUUUAGAUCUUCUUGCCAGCUCACAGAGCCGCCGUCUGGAUGACCAGAGGGCCAGUUUCAGUAACUUGCCAGGGCUCCGUCUGACAAAAAACAACAAUCAGUCCGUACUUGAGCGCCUGAUAACAAAUGACAAGAAAGAGCCUGAUGAAGAUUUCUUUGACAUCCUUGUAAAGUGUCAAGGAUCCAGAUUAGAUGAUCAAAGAUGUGCUCCACCACCUGCUGCCACAAAGGGGCCCACUGUCCCCGAUGAAGACUUUUUUAGCCUCAUUUUACGCUCUCAAGCUAAAAGAAUGGAUGAACAAAGAGUUCUGCUGCAGAGAGAUCCAAACAGAGACACUGAGUUUGGACUAAAGGAACUUCUGCAAAAUAAUGCUUUGUUGGAAUUUAAGCAUUCAGGAAAAUAACUAGCAAACCACUAGCUGCUGUGCUAUUUCCUACUAAAGAAAAGACUAGUUCUAUCAGAACACUGCAGGGAAAUUCAACUUUUUCCAAAGGAGGAAACUACACAGCACUGUAGUAGUUAUCAUAUUCUUAGGGUGUAAAUGUUGAAGUACUAAAGACUGACAUUCUUCUAGACACUUGUUUCAGGGCAGAAUGUCCUGUAUGGUGCUUCAUCAACUUACCUUGGGGAUUUUGCUUGGGCAACUUGUUAGAUUCUUUGACUAGGGUAGAAUUCAAUCCUUUUACUGAGGUCAUUUUUUAAGGUUCUAGUUGACAAUGACUUUUUUAUACUUACCCAUGAAUAUAGUGGAUUGCAUUGUUUAUUGAAAAUAAUGUAAAUGUCCUAUGUAAAAAAGAUGAAAAAUAGUCAUAAAAUUCUAGUUUCUUUAAGAAAACUAUAUUCAAUAUAUUUUUAGACAAAUCCAGUCGGGGAGAUAAGAAAUAAACUACUUUUAGCAUGC
This is a messenger RNA of Meriones unguiculatus (Mongolian gerbil), 2983 nucleotides long. RefSeq names its product G protein signaling modulator 2 (gene Gpsm2). Lineage: Eukaryota; Metazoa; Chordata; Mammalia; Rodentia; Muridae. Bases 452 to 2485 code for a protein of 677 amino acids. The record is from RefSeq and is a predicted model, not a curated record. Gene Ontology annotation, molecular function: protein binding; GTPase regulator activity. The transcript is spliced from 15 exons.